GUGGAUCUCGAAACAGCAGAGAGCAGCUCAUUACAUUCUACCGUGUAUAUUCUCAGAGUAGACGAUGAUGCUUUCUCCAUCAGAAUUAUUUUUAAUCCCGUUACUCGCGAUUGGAUCAUUCACAAGUGGUCAGACUAUUUUUGACCUGCUCAACAGCUCGAAGCAAAUAGCAAACAAAAUAGUGACGAAUGUAACGGGCAAAUAUGAUUUUAUUGUGGUAGGCGCCGGCUCAGGUGGCUCUGUGAUUGCCAAUAGACUGUCGGAGAAUAAAAAAUGGCGAAUACUUUUAUUGGAGGCGGGCAAUCCGGAGGGCCUACUCAAUCAAAUACCAAUUUUAGUUAGUUAUUUUCAAUUGACUGAUUACAAUUGGGGCUAUAAAGUUGAGCCGCAAAAGAGCGCGUGCCUGGGCAUGAAUAAUAAGCAAUGCCCAUGGCCAAGAGGAAAAUCUCUUGGCGGCACAAGUACAUUGAAUUAUAUGAUUCACACACGAGGAAACAAAUUGGACUAUGAUUUAUGGUCACGAAUGGGAAAUGAGGGCUGGUCCUACAACGAAGUUUUGCCAUAUUUUAAGAAGAGCGAGAAAUUUAAAGUUCCAGGAAUCGAGAAUUCAACCUAUCACGGAACCGACGGUUAUCUAAACGUGGAACAUGUGCCAUAUCAUUCGGAAUUAGCAACUGCUUUCCUGAAAGCCGGAAAGCAGUUAGGAUACAGGAUCAACGAUCCAAAUGGAGCGGAUCAAAUUGGAUUCUCCUAUAUUCAAGUGAAUAUGGAUCAUGGCUCGAGAUGUAGUGCAGCCACAGCUUAUUUGAAAGUCGAUAGGCCAAAUUUAGAGAUAAUGACCGGCACAAGAGUGACAAAGGUCUUAAUUAAUAAAAAUAAUCAAGCCUAUGGUGUUGAGUUUGUCAAGAAUUCAAAAAAGCAACGUGUACUUUGCACAAAGGAAGUUGUCCUCUCUGCCGGCACAAUAGAUUCGGCCAAAUUAUUAAUGCUUUCGGGAAUUGGACCAAAGGAUCAUUUAGAAGAACUCGGAAUCCCAGUGAUUAAGGACUCAAAAGUAGGUUACAACAUGUACGAGCAUGUUGGUUUUUUGGGACUUACUUUCAUGGUCAAUCAGAGUGUCACGCUGCUCCAGAGUAAAAUUUCCAGACCAUCGACUGUGUUUCAAUACAUCGCAAAUCGAAAGGGACCAAUCUCAAUACCAGGAGGUGCAGAAGCCUUAGCAUUCAUAAAAACAAAAUACGCCCAAGAUUCACGACCCGAUGUCGAACUUCUAUUCGCCUCAGGAUCAUUACAUUCGGAUGGUGGUUUAUUUUUACGACGUGGUCUCGGAAUAACCGACGAACUCUACAACACCGUGUUCAAGCCAAUUGAAAACAAAGACGCCUUCUCAAUAUGGCCAAUAGUUCAAAAUCCCUACAGUGUGGGACGACUCAAGCUCAAGUCAAAAAAUCCCCUUCAAGCGCCUCUGCUUGAAACGAAUUUCUUCACUCAUCCAGCCGACGUGGAAAUUAUCCUCGAGGGCUUGAAGCACGCUAUUAAUAUUUCAAAGACCCAACCCUUUCAGCGUUACGGAGCACGCAUACACGACAUUAAAAUACCGGGCUGCGAUGAUUUUGAAUUUGGAAGCGACAAUUAUUGGCGAUGCGCCAUCAGGCAUUUGCCAUCGAUGAUGAAUCAUGAAUUGGGAACGGUGAGAAUGGGCACAAAAAAUGAUCCAAAUGCCGUUGUUGAUCCACAACUUCGAGUGCAUGGUGUCGAGAGACUGAGGGUGGUUGAUGCCUCGGUCAUGCCUGCCAUGACCACCGGGCACAUAAACGCCGGCAUUUUCAUGGUAGGGGAGAAGGGCGCCGAUAUGAUCAAACAAACAUGGACGACAACGACUACCACAACAACGACGAAUAAACACACGGAAAAAUAUUACUACUAGAGUCGCUUUUGUUGACCGAGGCAAAAGCUAUUUUUUUGAAAAAAAAAAUAAAACUUUCACUCAAGCUUUUCAAGUUUGAAACGUGGGUGAGGUUCACAAUCUUUAUGAUCAAGAUUACAGGGUUUUAACUCUUUCCCUGACCCUAAAGAAUAUUCUGACUCACCCUCAAAAUUAGAUACUUAAACAUUUUUGAA
This is a messenger RNA of Leptopilina heterotoma, 2121 nucleotides long. RefSeq names its product glucose dehydrogenase [FAD, quinone]-like. The coding region runs from base 65 to 1927 and encodes 620 amino acids. The transcript has 4 exons. The record is from RefSeq and is a predicted model, not a curated record. Gene Ontology annotation, molecular function: flavin adenine dinucleotide binding; oxidoreductase activity, acting on CH-OH group of donors. NCBI's taxonomy places the organism in Eukaryota, Metazoa, Arthropoda, Insecta, Hymenoptera, Figitidae.